CUCGUUCGCACCCACGGACAGCAAGUCGAGUCGGAUCACAAUUCACAAAGCCGUGUCCGCGACUGCCCCGCCCGCCGUACCUUCGUCCUCUAUAAAGUAAUAGUGGGACCAUCAAAUCCAGCCCCCGGUCGUCAGAUCCCCUUUUCCUCCAUCUGCAGAGCACCGACAUGGCCGCCGCCGCCAUGUCCAAUCAACCGGCCGAGGGGAUGCAGAGGGUGCGCCGGAAGAAAGACUUCACGCACAUGGAGCGCGUCGACGGACGCAUGACCAACAUCCUCCAGGGCCUCGAGCUGCACACCGGCGUCUUCUCCCCUGCCGACCAGCAGCGAAUCGUCGACUGCGUCCACGACCUGCAGGACAAAGGCCGCCGCGGCCUGCUCAGAGAGCGCACGUACUCUGAGCCCCGGAAGUGGAUGCGCGGCAAGGGCCGGGCGACGAUCCAGUUCGGCUGCUGCUACAACUACGCGACGGACCGCAACGGCAACCCCCCGGGGAUCAUCCGCGACGAGGAGGUGGACCCUCUGCCGCCGCUGCUCACGGCGAUGAUCCGGCGGCUGGUGGAGUGGCGCGUGCUGCCACCGUCGUUGGUUCCCGACAGCUGCAUCGUCAACAUCUACGACGUGGACGACUGCAUCCCGCCCCACAUAGACCACCACGACUUCCUCCGGCCCUUCUGCACCGUCUCCUUCCUCGCCGAGUGCAGCAUCCUCUUCGGCAGGGACCUCAGGGUCCUGGGGCCCGGCGAGUUCGCCGGCUCGGCGUCCAUCUCUCUCCCCGUGGGGUCUGUCCUCGUGCUCAAGGGCAACGGCGCGGACGUCGCCAAGCACUGCGUGCCGGCCGUUCCAGCCAAAAGGAUCUCGAUCACCUUCCGGAAGAUGGACGCUAGCAAGCUGCCGUUCAAGUUCAGGCCCGACCCGGAGCUGAAGAACCUCGCGCCCCUGCCGUAUCCUGCUCCUGUCCGGCCGCCGGCGAGCAACGACAGCCCGGUGAGCAGUACACCUCGACCCCAGCAGCAGCAAGCGGUUUCCGUGGUGAGACAGGGGCCGACGACAGCGCAAGGCCCUGGUGCUUUUCAGUACCAGGCUGCGGUCAGAGCUGGACAGGUGAGCGCAAGCGGCGGCGCGUUCAGCCUCUCAUCCGAUGACUUCCCGGCGCUUGGUGCUUCGCCGGCAACGGCUACGGCUAGUAGGGGAAACAGAGGAAGGCGAUAGACAUUAGACAUUGUUAUUCUUUGUGUUUUUCAGAAGAAGGCGACGACGAGGAGACAUUGCUGCUCUUUGUUGACCUGAGCUGUGCUCUUGCCGAAACAAUUAUAGUACUUGCCAUUCCAUAUUUGAGGUACCGUUUGGUUUCA
This is a messenger RNA of Phragmites australis (common reed), 1354 nucleotides long. RefSeq names its product RNA demethylase ALKBH9B-like. Gene Ontology annotation, molecular function: mRNA binding; demethylase activity. Gene Ontology annotation, biological process: mRNA catabolic process. The record is from RefSeq and is a predicted model, not a curated record. Bases 168 to 1211 code for a protein of 347 amino acids. NCBI's taxonomy places the organism in Eukaryota, Viridiplantae, Streptophyta, Magnoliopsida, Poales, Poaceae. The transcript is spliced from 2 exons.